This is a messenger RNA of Plasmodium malariae, 1869 nucleotides long. Its product is annotated as radial spoke head protein, putative. Gene Ontology annotation, cellular component: radial spoke; axoneme. Gene Ontology annotation, biological process: cilium movement involved in cell motility; axoneme assembly; cilium assembly. The transcript has a single exon. The coding region runs from base 1 to 1869 and encodes 622 amino acids. The record is from RefSeq and is a predicted model, not a curated record. NCBI's taxonomy places the organism in Eukaryota, Apicomplexa, Aconoidasida, Haemosporida, Plasmodiidae.
AUGAAGAGCAAUUUACUUUUAUCCUUAAAUAAUGCAAAAGAUUAUUUAAAGAAGAGAAACGAAAAUGGGGAGUCCGUGUACGAUCAUAUAUGUGAUAUAAUAAAUUUUAUUGUAGUGGAGAAACCAGAUAAAUGUUAUGAAAAUUUUGAGAUAAUAUCAAGUCAUAUAAAGGAAAGUAAAAAAAAUGGUUGUACUAGUAGUAAUGAUGUUAAUAGUAAUAAAGUAGGACAAAUAGAUUUGAAGGAUAACAAUUUAGAUAAUUAUAUUUUAAGUGAUUAUAUAAAGAAAAAAAAAGAAUGGCUAGAAAAAAUUAAGUUCCUAUUUCAAAAGAGUUCAGAAAAUAAGCCCAUUCGUUUACCCUUUAUAAGAAAUUUGUAUGAACAGGUCAAAUUAAUAAAUUGGGCUGGUUACAAUAUUAAAAAAGAUUUAAUAUGUUACAUUAAUAACUCCAUAAAACAGAUACUAAAACAAUACAAGGAAGAAUUAAUAUCAUUAAACUUUUGGGGAAUACUUAAGGGAAUAAAAAAUGAUUACUAUAUACUAGAGGGUCAACUCAAAAAGGAUACUAAUAUUUUUUCGCGUAAGAAAAAAAACUCCAUAUAUUCUGACGACUCUACUCGUGAGGUAUCGUCAAAUGGUGGAUCUUCUUCAUCAAUCCUCAAAAAUGAUAAUAGCAGCAGAGGCAGAGGAAGUAGAGACAAUGACAGCAGAAGUAAUGAAAGUAGAAACAGUAGCAACAGAGACAGUAACAGCAGAGGUAAUAAUCACAGCGACAAUGACGAUGAACUAUACGACAAAAGAGGGGACAAAGGAAGAAGGGGAAAAACAAAGAGACCAGGAAGAGAGAAAAGAAAACCUUCUAGUAGUGGCAAGUACGCGUAUACAAAGGAGGACUACAACCAUUUUAAUAAAAAUGUAAAUAAACAUGUAUAUUGGGUUUCAAUUAAUGGAACAGAUAAAUGGAUUUUAUUAAAAUUUACGACACCAGAAUAUAUUAAAAUAGCUAGUCAAACGAACAAAAUUCUUACUGGCAAUAUGAAUCAUAUAAUAACAUCCUUUCCUAAUAUUGCUAUAAAAGAAAAACAUUACCUAAGAGCCAUUAUUUCUAUCAUCUCGUCCAAUACACAUAUAUCACCUAAAAAUUAUUAUAUUUCAAAAAGUAAAAACAAAAUAAAUAGAAAAAAAAAAAGGAAAAAGAGAAGAAACAAUCGAGGUAAUGAUGAAGGGGAACAAGAUGAAGAGGAGAACGAAGAGGAUGACGAAGAUGAAGAUGAAGAGGACGAGGAGGACGAAGAUGAUAAACAACGAUAUGAUGAGGAGGAGGAAAGUCAAGAAGAACAUAGAGACCAAAACGAAGAAGAAGAACAAGAAGAAAAAGAAGAUUAUGAGACACCAUAUAAUGACGAGAUAGUUGAAAAUAAGAAAUUCCAAUACGACACUAAUUUUUUACAAAAUAUUGAAAAUUGGGUAUAUUCUAAACAUCAUUUUUUACCUAAUGGACAUAUAGAUUACCCUAAGAAGAUGAAAUCCAAAAGGAAUAAAAAAAUUCAAAAUAUUAUUAAACAAAAUCCUCCUUUAAAAGUUUUAAGAAAUAUUAACCCUCAAAAAGAAAAUCAACACAGUCAUACAUGGAAAAUAAAACACCUUAACCAUGGUCAUUAUUAUGGUGUUCAUAACUCACAUUAUGACAUAAUUAUCAUUUAUAAUUUCUUUUUUUAUGGAGCCUUUACAGUGUAUUUUAAUAAGCAAUAUUUUAAUUUCUACAUAGGUAAUGGAAUAAAAUCAAAGCACGCAUUUAUUCAUACUUACCAACCAGGCAAAGUUUAUUCAGAUAAAAGUGAACUCUCGGAAGAAGACCAAACAAGUUAG